AUUGAGCUCGGGAGGAGCGUUUCCCCCUGGCAAUCAGGGCUUGCAGGGUCCCCUCCCCGUGCGCUGCCCAGCGCCCGGUUUUGCUGACCGCGGACCAGAGGGCGUAGGCGGAGCGGGCUUGUUGGCCGCGUGCGUCAGGGCGUGAGGGGAGAGGCGGCUGCUCUUUCCCGGAGGCCUCCGGCCGCAGGGUGUAGGGUGGGCCUCCUCCCUCCCCCACUCGCGCCGUUUGCCCUUUUUAUCGCCUUGCUGCUUUCGUCCCGGUCAAUAGUUUUCUUGACUGUGUAAUGUGUGCUGGACGGUAUUCUAGGUGCUGUGGGGGGGUAACAGAGUGGAUCUGAUAAGGACCCUCGCCCAGUAUCGUAGGUGUUUUAGGCGUAGGGAAGACGAAGAGAUAUAAUGCCAGGUGGAAAGUGCUAGAAGCCUUUAGAAAGCUACCUGAUUGGUGCGAUGGCAAUUGAGGAAAAGCAAGAGUCAGUCCACCCUUCGGGCACACGACACUGUGCUGAGACUUCAGGCCCUCAAGGCAAUUUUGAAAACUCAAACUUCGUUGAGCAGUGGUGUCCAGCCUUUGAGAGGACUCCUUUAUUCUGAAAGAUGUCCACAACUGUUUUCUCGUAUCCAGUUCUCGCCCCCUGCCUAGAUACCAGACAGAGUUCUGCCAGCUGACUGCCUUUGGACUUGAACUGCAGCUCUUCCCUGGGUCUCCAGUCUGCUGCCCUAUCCUGCAGAUUUUGAACUCACCAAGCUUCCACGGUCACUGCCUACAACACUGCCACCUCACAUCCACAAGUGUUAAUACAGGUGUAAAUGUGAGGUGGGUACAGGGACCGUAAAUAGCUGACAGAUUUUAUUUGGUAUAUUUUAUCUGAAAUCUAUUUAAUAUUAAACAUCUAUGAAAUAUGAAUAAUAGCAAAAAUAGCACAUUUAUUGUACUUGGGUUUCUUUUCCUCUUGAAAUAAAUUCUCAGUUACCAUUUUAUACUUAUAUACAAGUAAAUAUUUGGUGUUUAACAUCUUGUUUCUUUUAUUAUACUUAUUUUUAAAUUACUUAUCAUAAAAUAUAAACAAAUUCUUGACUAGACUGUUAUUUUAGAUCCCUUUAUUUUGCCCUGCCCUACUAAUUGUAUAAUCUUUUACCUCAUAUUUCAAAACAUCAAAAUUCCUCCUUUCCAUCCUUCAUCAAAACCAUCUCUGGCAGAUCUGGGGAGAAAUUAAACCGGGUGUGCCCCAAACCUGCAAACAUUUUCUUACUAAUGAAAUCUGAGAACAUUGAACUUCAAAGGCACAUGUGACCACGGAGCAUCAGGGCUUUUGUUUCUGGAUAGAAUUGUGUUUUUUGAGGGGUCCUGUAGCAAAGGGCAGGGAUGCUGUGACCGAGCGAGUCUUGCUCCAGCAAUUGCAUCCCCUCUGCCUGAUUGACCAGUUUUGGAAGGAGCCUGCAGACAUGACUGUCAGUAUCUGAGGUUUCAGGUUGUGUUUUAGGGUAGGACCUCACUGCCCAGCUCCAGCCAGCUGUACCCAAAAGUAAAUGUUUGGGGGCAAUCACUUAUUCAUUGUAGUCAACAUAAAAGUAGCUGGGCAAGUGACACCUAGAAGAAAAUAAGAUGACAAAAAAAACAAUGUGCAAAGACUCAUUUCGUUACUCACGGUUUUUUGCAUUUGCGAAUGUAAGUAGUUUUUGAAGUUCUCUUGGGACUUACAUUCCUACAACAGCAUAAAGCCAAACGUGGAUUUCAAAAAAGGUCCCUAAGGGGCUUUCGUUAAGUGCAAAAUCAGUGCAGAGGUCCCUCGCUCCUCUCACGUACUCUUAUCCCAAGUGGUGGUGGCGGUGGGGAGCGCUUGGGUAGCACGCAAGCUCUUUUGUUCCUCCUCCGCAAAGUAGAGGUGGUGUGGCCCGAGGCUUUGCGGGAUAGCGUCCCCCGCGGAGUUCAAGUCUAGAUCCGCCAGCGCUGAGCCCCCGGAGGGAGGAGGGGGCGGGCUCAGGGAGUCCCUCCUUCGGGGGCGGGGCCAAGGGCUGCCCGGCCCUGCAGAGCGGAGGUCUACGGGCUCCAGUUUAGUAAAGUGCAUGCAAACCCGGCCAGAAGCCACCGCACUUAUCAGCAGAUCUCAUGAUUGUUUGGUAAAGGCUCUGCGGGUCUACAUAGGUCACCUCCCUCGGAACUCCGCGACUCCACGUCGGAGCCAGCCCUCGGCCCCCCUGCAGUCGGACGGUUACAGCCGCGGGAGACCUGGAGGCGGUGGCAGCGGCCCAGGAACUAGCAGCAGCGCCCGGGAAAGAAGCAGAAAGAGAAGAGUAUUGUCUCCUAGGAAUCCAGCCCUGGAGAAACGAGGAAAAUUCUUCCCAGGAUGGUCUCCCAUUCAGAGUUGAGGAAACUUUUCUGUUCAGCUGAUGCAGUGUGCUUUGAUGUUGACAGCACAGUCAUCAGAGAAGAAGGAAUUGAUGAGCUGGCCAAAUUCUGUGGAGUUGAGGAUGCUGUGUCAGAAAUGACACGGCGAGCCAUGGGCGGGGCAAUGCCUUUCAAGGCUGCCCUCACAGAGCGCUUAGCUCUGAUCCAGCCCUCCAGGGAACAGGUGCAAAGGCUUAUAGCAGAGCACCCACCUCACCUGACCCCCGGCAUAAGGGAGCUAGUAAGUCGCCUACAAGAGCGAAAUGUUCAGGUUUUUCUAAUAUCUGGAGGCUUUAGGAGCAUUGUGGAGCAUGUUGCUUCAAAGCUCAACAUCCCAUCAACCAAUGUAUUUGCCAACAGGCUGAAAUUCUACUUUAAUGGUGAAUAUGCAGGUUUUGAUGAGAUGCAGCCAACAGCCGAAUCUGGUGGGAAAGGAAAAGUUAUUAAACUUUUAAAGGAAAAAUUUCAUUUUAAGAAAGUAGUCAUGAUUGGAGAUGGAGCCACAGACAUGGAAGCCUGUCCUCCUGCUGAUGUUUUCAUUGGAUUUGGAGGAAAUGUGAUCAGGCAACAAGUAAAGGACAACUCGGAAUGGUACAUCACUGAUUUUGUAGAGCUUUUGGGAGAACUGGAAGAAUAAGAUCAGUUUUUAUACAGUUCAUAACAACUUCAGGUUAAUUUUUAAAAGUUAUACAGUUUGAUACUGUUUGCUUCCAAUUGCAUAUUAGGACUUAAUAUAUAAAUUUAGUACUGAUUAUCUGUACUUCCAAGUAAACUAUAGUUAGGGCUCGUAGAACAUUGUGGUUCUUUUUUUUUUUUUUUAACAGUAGCUCCGGUAUUAUUAUGACCAUUUAAUUACCUGGAGAGUUUUAUAAUUUGAAUUCUUUAUGUAUUUUCCUAGCUAUAUUUUAUUUGAAGGCUUUUGAAGGUGGAUAGUAAAUUAAACACCUUCAUUAUUGGAAAUAUGGAUUAGGCAGCUUUAAGUGAAAUUGGUUUUCCCUUUAUAUAUAAAUAAAAGUUUAUCCACAUAUGAGAA
Molecule: messenger RNA, 3419 nt
Organism: Delphinapterus leucas (beluga whale)
Lineage: Eukaryota; Metazoa; Chordata; Mammalia; Artiodactyla; Monodontidae
Source: RefSeq, a predicted model, not a curated record